AUGACAAAAGAAGAGAUUCUGAAAAUUCCACGAGAGGAGUUCUUCAAGUCGGUCAAAAUGGAAUAUCGAAGGUACUUCGAACCGUUUGUGGAGCCAGAAUCAGUGUACCCGGAUGGGCGUGUGAAUAUCGACUGUCCGUGCCUUCAUUCGGCACUCGCACACCGGUGUGGAUAUUUGAUUAGGCAGGCGUUGGUAUGCUUUAACGCUUCCAAGACAACGCCACGUGGCAUGGACUGCGAGAAGGAGUUUGUGACACACGCCAUUUGUACAGAAGAGGCGAAUAGCCAGAAUUAA
This is a messenger RNA of Caenorhabditis briggsae, 294 nucleotides long. The transcript has 3 exons. The coding region runs from base 1 to 294 and encodes 97 amino acids. Gene Ontology annotation, biological process: protein import into mitochondrial intermembrane space. Gene Ontology annotation, cellular component: mitochondrial intermembrane space. The record is from RefSeq and is a predicted model, not a curated record. NCBI's taxonomy places the organism in Eukaryota, Metazoa, Nematoda, Chromadorea, Rhabditida, Rhabditidae. Gene Ontology annotation, molecular function: protein-disulfide reductase activity.